This is a messenger RNA of Helianthus annuus (common sunflower), 1613 nucleotides long. Its product is annotated as serine/threonine-protein kinase AFC1. The transcript is spliced from 12 exons. Gene Ontology annotation, cellular component: nucleus. The record is from RefSeq and is a predicted model, not a curated record. Gene Ontology annotation, biological process: protein phosphorylation. Gene Ontology annotation, molecular function: ATP binding; protein kinase activity. Bases 153 to 1457 code for a protein of 434 amino acids. Lineage: Eukaryota; Viridiplantae; Streptophyta; Magnoliopsida; Asterales; Asteraceae.
CUGCCUCAUCCUCCACUGUCACCUUUCUUCCCCAAAUUUCAAUUAAAUCUAGGGUUUCUGCAACUCAAACAAACAAAAUCUGCACAAAUCUCUUCAAUUCAUCUUUAUCUAUACAUGUUUUCAAGCCCUAGCAUCUUAGAUCGAGUUACGUGAUGGAGACGCAAAGGAUCGUCGAGUUUCCGCACCAAAAUUUGGAUAAACGACCGCGAAAACGGCCUCGAUUGGCUUGGGACGUGCCGGAUCAUGUUCCUCCUCAUCCGAAGGUACUUCCAGCUUUGUACUGCGGACAGGAGUUUGUAAAUAGUGUAGUCUCCGUUUUUUCAUACUCUUCAAUAUAUUACAAAGGGAUACCUCACAAUGGUUCCCCUCCAUGGAGACCAGAUGAUAAAGAAGGCCACUAUGUAUUUGCUGUAGGAGAGAAUAUAACUCCUCGAUAUCGGAUAUUGAGCAAAAUGGGUGAAGGUACUUUCGGGCAAGUUUUGGAGUGUUUGGACAAUGAAAAGAAAGAGCCUGUAGCAAUUAAAGUUGUCCGUUCAAUAAACAAGUAUCGUGAAGCUGCCAUGAUUGAAAUUGAUGUUCUACAGAAGCUUGCCAGACAUGAUGUUGGUGGCUCACGUUGUGUGCAAAUACGGAAUUGGUUUGACUAUCGUAAUCAUAUAUGUAUUGUUUUUGAGAAGCUUGGUCCAAGUUUAUAUGAUUUUCUCCGCAAAAACCACUACCGUUCAUUUCCUAUUGAUCUUGUUCGCGAGUUUGGCAGACAACUUUUGGAAUCUUUAGCAUUUAUGCAUGAUCUACGCCUUAUACAUACGGAUUUAAAACCAGAAAAUAUUCUUCUGGUAUCAUCAGAGUAUAUCAAGGUGCCGGAUUACAAGUUUCUCUCAAGAUCAGGAAAAGACGGGUCCUACUUCAAGAAUUUGCCAAAAACAAGUGCUAUUAAGCUAAUUGAUUUCGGGAGUACUGCAUUUGAACACCAGGAUCACAGUUAUGUUGUAUCAACACGUCAUUACCGGGCCCCGGAGGUUAUAUUGGGCCUUGGAUGGAGUUAUCCAUGUGAUUUGUGGAGGGUGGGUUGCAUACUUGUUGAACUUUGCUCUGGGGAGGCUUUGUUCCAAACCCAUGAAAACUUGGAACAUCUUGCCAUGAUGGAGCGCGUUUUAGGGCCGCUUCCUCAACAUAUGAUUAUGAGAGCCGACCGUCGAUCUGAAAAAUAUUUCAGAAAGGGUGCACGGUUAGAUUGGCCCGAGGGUGCAACCUCAAGAGAAAGUAUGAGGGCGGUGUGGAAACUUCCUCGCCUGCAGAACCUUGUAAUGCAGCAUGUGGAUCACUCUGCCGGGGCCCUGAUUGACCUCUUACAGGGGCUCUUUCGGUUUGACCCAUCAGAACGGCUUAAGGCUCGGGAAGCUUUAAGGCACCCUUUCUUCACCGGAGAUAUUAGACGGUACGGGUAUCCUUUGUAAUUGGAAAGUUCUAUGUUAAUAGAAAAAUCUUGAUGUUUAAUAUAGAAACAAAAGCUUUUAAUGAUGGUUUUACCGUUAUACCCACAAAAUCAUCUGAUAAUUAUCUGUGUUUGAAUGUUGGAUGUAUAGUGUGAAUGGUUUUGAUCCGAAAGUUUC